This is a messenger RNA of Chelonoidis abingdonii (Abingdon island giant tortoise), 2327 nucleotides long. RefSeq names its product melanotransferrin (gene MELTF). Gene Ontology annotation, cellular component: extracellular region; recycling endosome; plasma membrane. NCBI's taxonomy places the organism in Eukaryota, Metazoa, Chordata, Testudines, Testudinidae. Gene Ontology annotation, biological process: iron ion transport. The record is from RefSeq and is a predicted model, not a curated record.
CAAAGAGUAAUUGUUAUGCAGCGUGAGGGUCUUGAUUUCCAACAAGGAGUGGUCUGAAGAGGAGCAGACUGACCACAAUAUACUAUAAAAGCAUUGAUCGCUGGAAUUCUGAAGGCUGGAGACGGAGCAGAGAACACGCAGACUUCAUCAUGAACUUUCAGGGCAUAUUAUAUCAUCUCUGCUUCUUUCACACUGCUCUGAGCCUGCAGCAUGUGAGGUGGUGUACAGUCUCUGAGCAAGAACAGGCCAAGUGUAAUGACAUGAGGGCAGCCUUCACUGAUGCCAACAUCCUUCCCAAUGUAUUAUGUGUUAGUGGCAGCUCGGCCAUUAACUGUACCCAUAUGAUUAAGAACAAUUUGGCCGAUGCGGUGACAUUGGAUGGUGGCACCAUUUAUCAAGCUGCAAAGGAACAUAAUCUGAAACCUGUGGUUGGAGAAGUAUAUGAUCAAGAAAUUGGCACAUCAUACUAUGCAGUGGCUGUUGUCAGAAAAAAUUCCUUCAUUAGCAUCAACAGUUUGAAGGGCAUAAGGUCAUGCCACACAGGCAUCAACAGAACAGUUGGCUGGAAUGUUCCUGUUGGCUACCUCAUUGAUAGUGGUCGCAUGCCAGUGAUGGGAUGCAAUGUUCCAAAAGCUGUCAGUGAAUAUUUCAGUGCAAGCUGUGUUCCUGGAGCCAAUAAUGUAAAUUACCCAAAAUCCCUCUGUCAGCUCUGUAAAGGGGACGCAGCUGGGCAGGACAAAUGUGAAAGAAAUUCAAAAGAGCAGUAUUAUGACUACAGCGGGGCUUUCAGGUGUUUGGCUGAAGGAGCUGGAGAUGUCGCCUUUGUGAAGCACAGCACAGUGUCUGAAAACACAGAUGGCCAGACUCCUUCCUCAUGGGCCCAAGAGCUUCACUCCAGGGACUUCCAGCUUCUCUGCCGCGAUGGCAGCACAGCUGAGGUUACAGAAUGGAGGAAAUGCCACCUGGCCCGAGUCCCAGCUCAUGCUGUUGUCGUCAGACCUGACACUGAUGGGUCAAUCAUCUUCCAGAUGCUUAAGCAGGGGCAGCAAAGAUUUCAGAUGUUUGACUCUGCGGCUUACAAUGCAAAGAAUCUUCUCUUCAAAGACACCACCACAGAAUUGGUUCCAAUCACAAAUCAGAACUACCAGGCUUGGCUGGGUGAUGAAUAUAUGCAUGCCAUGCAAGGCUUGAGCUGCGAUCCCACCAGGUUACCAGAAAGCCUGCGAUGGUGCGUUGUGCUCAUUGAGGAGAUCUGGAAAUGUAGUGAAAUGGCUAUUGCUUUUAAAAAAAAGAACUUGAAACCAGAGAUCCAGUGUGUUUCAGCCAAGACAACAGAACAGUGUAUGGAAAUGAUCCAGAAAAAAGAAAGUGAUGCUGUAAGUGUGGAUGGAGUUGAUAUUUAUAUAGCUGGAAAGAUGUAUGGCCUAGUGCCAGCUGCUGGAGAAAGUUACUCUGCUGACGACAACAGCAACAUGUACUAUGCUGUGGCAUUAGUGAAACGGAACAAUUCUAAUGCUUUCACCAUCAAUGAUCUGAAAGGGAAAAAGUCCUGCCACACAGGAUAUGGGAGAAUGGCUGGAUGGAACAUCCCUAUUGGUGUUCUAAUUAAAAGGGGCUUUAUUAGGCCCAUGGACUGCAAUAUUCCUCAAGCUGUAAGUGACUUUUUCUCUGCUAGCUGUGUGCCUGCAGCCAAGAUGGACAGUUACCCAUCAAAACUCUGUGAGCUUUGCAUUGGAGAUAAUAGUGGAAAGAAUAAAUGCGAUGCAAGUACCCAGGAACGUUAUUAUAGCUACAGUGGAGCCUUCAGGUGUCUGAUGGAGGAUUCUGGUGAUGUGGCCUUUGUCAAGCACUCAACAGUUUUUGAGAACACUGAUGGUAACAAUGCUGAUUCCUGGGCUCUUCACCUUCAGUCCAGUGACUUCCAGUUACUGUGUCCAAAUGGAGCCCGUGCUGAAAUCACUCAGUUUGCUCAUUGUCACUUGGCUCAGGUGCCUGCCCAGGUUGUCAUGGUCCACCCAGACACCAACAUUUUUGCUGUAUAUGGACUACUGGACAAAGCUCAGGAUUUCUUUGGAAAUGACAGCAAUGGAAAUGGAUUCAAAAUGUUUGAUUCUUCAGAUUUCCUAGGAACAGAUUUGAUCUUUAAAGAUUCCACCAUUAAGAUUGUACCAGUAGGAGAGAAAACAACAUAUGCAGAAUGGCUGGGGAGUGAAUACAUAGAUUCUCUUGAAGGGAUGCAAUCACCACAGUGCUCUGGGGCAGCUGCAAUAUCCAUGAACAUCGUUGGGCUGCUGGCAGCUAGUGUCCUGAUUAGAUUCUACUUGUGA